AUGUCGUCACAACUAGAAUUUACACAAAUUACAAAUAUAAUACCCACUGUUGAAAAUGUUAUACCGUGGAAAGUUUUUCAAUCUACUCAUCCAAGACAUUUAGAUUAUUCUUCUACUAUAUUAUCAUCUAAUUUACCAAUCUUACUAGCAGGAAGUAGAGACCUUUUAUUAACAUGUCUCAAUAUCACUACCUCGCCAUGCGAAGUACAAUUAUUUAUCUUACAUAGUCAUUUGAUCAUUUGGCUAACACAUCUAUCUAUUGGCUUACAAAUACCUAUUACAAAUAUCAUUUAUCAUGGACUUACAAGAAAUAAUACCACACCAGAAGGUAAUAGAUACGAAUUAUUAUUAACUUUAGAAAAUGAUCCCGUCUUAACACAGUUUUUUCCUCUAGAUACUAACACCAAUGAAUCUUUGAAUACGAUUGAUUUGAAAUUCCAAUCCAAAUAUUCCAUGUACGAAAGGGUUUAUAAUGAUGUCAAUUAUAUAGAAAAUUUAUUCACUUUUAAAAAUUUUGGGAUCAAUAAAGGUGAUGAUUUGAUUCAUAAUUUAAAUGAUUCCCUAACUAAAUGUUUAGAGUUCAAUUUCAAUUCCCGUCAAACUACUGACUCCGAUGACGAAUUUGAUUCGGCGGCUUCGUCCACCACUUUGCCAACAACAAUGGGUGAAACUUUAAAAAAUUUCCGAUUCCUUAAUAAUAUGGGGACUGCUGAUGAUUUAGAAUACCAUACAUCAAACUCAAACGAUGCAAUGAUGAGUUUUCCAAUGCAAAUGGAUAACCACUCAACAGCAGGAAUGAUGAUAGAAUUUCCUCAUGAUAAUGAAAUCGCCAUGAAAAGAUCAAGAUAA
Molecule: messenger RNA, 849 nt
Organism: Henningerozyma blattae CBS 6284
Lineage: Eukaryota; Fungi; Ascomycota; Saccharomycetes; Saccharomycetales; Saccharomycetaceae
Gene: LOT5
Product: Lot5p
Exons: 1
Coding region: 1-849 (282 amino acids)
Source: RefSeq, a predicted model, not a curated record